Messenger RNA from Brenthis ino (lesser marbled fritillary), 393 nucleotides. The record is from the annotation of a GenBank genome assembly. Lineage: Eukaryota; Metazoa; Arthropoda; Insecta; Lepidoptera; Nymphalidae.
AUGAAAACAUUUUUCUAUCAGAAGAGUCUUCCUCUGAAGAGAGGACCGAGCCGAAGGGGAAAGAAGAAAGCUGUGAGGAAAAACAAGCGAGGGCAUAACUCUCAUGGAAACGAGCCUUCAACUAGCGGGGACGCUAUAGUACGUGUUCGGUCCAGCGGAAAGAAAUCAAGAUCAGCCAAAGUCACCGCUCAAGAUCUUUUCGGCGUAGACUCCGAUGAUGGUGAAAUCAACGAUGUAACAUGUAAAAAUACAUCUCCUUUAGUAUCUUAUUUAACAAAACGGGUAACAAACGGCUUUUCACGACAAAUAAAGUUUGAUAAGCCUGGCAGUCAUUUUGUCGAAAUAAAAAUAUAUAAAUGCGAAGAAAUCGAGCGCGUAUCUCCGAUGAAUAGA